UUUAAAAAUUUCAUGUUGGCGUCCACGAAUUCGUCAAACACGCGCUCAAGUCAUCGUUAGUGGCGAAAACUGACUAAUGACACGAGGUUUGUUUUUACAGUGAUUAGCAGGAUUAAAACCCUAUCACGCUGAUGAGGUCCGUGUGCCCCCAGUUAAUUACCGACACGGGUCACUUGACGGCUGACACGUGAACCAAGCGCGCGUUCUGAUUGGACAAUAGUGGUGAUUUGCAUACAUUACAAUAGGUGACAGUAACUGAACAGGGUCAUUUACAAAUUAACUUUCGCAGACAUAACUACUUUAUAAAUUAGUAGAAGGCAAUGAGUGUACGUGCAAAGAGACCUAGUUUGGCAGAAAAAAUGAAGAAAGCUUCCGAAAUCCAAACUCCCCUCAGAAAGGCUAACAAACCUCAGACAGAGAGGAAGAGAAGGGAGAGAAUCAACAAAUGUCUGGGACAACUUAAAUCCCUCGUCAUGAAAGCCACAGGCAAAGAUGAGAAGAAGUUUCCCCGGCUGGAGAAGGCAGACAUCCUGGAGAUGGCGGUCAAUCACCUGUACGCCAUGAACAGCAAGGACGGAAAACAAGAGACGAGAGAGCCAGACGACAGGUAUAGAGAGGGGUACAGCCGCUGUAUCAGCGAGGUCCUCCACUGUCUCCGAUCUGAGCAGAAGAUCGACAACGUCACCAAGACCAACCUCAUCAACCACUUCACCGUAUCCCUCCGCCAUCUCUCCGCCACCAAUCACAGCACGGGUUACGUCAACCAGGGGUUCGAACUCAGCAGCCACAGCGACAGUUCCUCCACUUCCGGCCAGCAGUUGUAUCCUAGCAACGUUCUGUGUCACGAGGGUGUCCAGGAAGUGCCGCCAUUCGUCCAACCUAAGUACGCCGAGGUCUACUUCCAGGAUCAGAACAUGUACAUGGACUUCUACAACGCCCCCCUCGAUGUCCGUCCAACGGAAGUGUAUUCCGCCAUCCCCGAUCGUGUGCCGACAGAGUUCCAGCCACCGCGCUCUCCCUUCCACUCAGACAUCGGUGUUCCUCUCCACACCUCCACCCCUGUAGCCAAGAAGAGACUCAGCGUGAUUCCCAGCUUCCCCGCUCUGGAGGACAUCAACCUCAGUGACUGUGUGACCACUUCCUCUUCCUCCGAUAGCGGAAGUUCCGCCGGGCCCUGGCGUCCAUGGUAACCAGUUACACUAGUGCUUCAAAAUGACUUAGUGCCAAUGAACGAUUCAAACCUUAUCUUUUGGUUUGUGUUGUUAUGUGAAUAGUACUAUUUAUUGAGUUUGUUUCGUUACUUGUUUAUUAGCUUGAUGUGUCCAAAUGAUUGAAAUAUAAAGUUUUUAAACAUG
Messenger RNA from Saccostrea cuccullata (small rock oyster), 1355 nucleotides. RefSeq names its product transcription factor HES-1-like. Gene Ontology annotation, molecular function: protein dimerization activity; RNA polymerase II cis-regulatory region sequence-specific DNA binding; DNA-binding transcription factor activity, RNA polymerase II-specific. Gene Ontology annotation, cellular component: nucleus. Bases 321 to 1190 code for a protein of 289 amino acids. Gene Ontology annotation, biological process: regulation of neurogenesis; regulation of transcription by RNA polymerase II; anterior/posterior pattern specification. The record is from RefSeq and is a predicted model, not a curated record. The transcript has 4 exons. NCBI's taxonomy places the organism in Eukaryota, Metazoa, Mollusca, Bivalvia, Ostreida, Ostreidae.